Molecule: messenger RNA, 763 nt
Organism: Schistosoma bovis
Lineage: Eukaryota; Metazoa; Platyhelminthes; Trematoda; Strigeidida; Schistosomatidae
Source: the annotation of a GenBank genome assembly
AGGGGGUUAGAAGAUAUAUUUGUAAGAUGGUUAAUACGUCAAAAGGUAUGUGGUACAGGCUGGCUAGGUGAAAGGGCUGCAUAGCAUGACGUACAUAGUUUGGUCUAAUGUAUUUUAUUGACCGAGCACUUUCAGAUAGAGCGUGUUAAAUAAAACUGACGAUCUCAAGAUCAAUAUCAAAGACCCGCAGAAUUAUUUGUUUUGGGGAUUCAUCCACAUACUGAGCAGAAUCCACAUGCUGCGGAAGCUUUGUUCUCAAGGUCGAGGUGUGUAACAAAAUUUUUUAGAUAUGGGUUCUGCCGCCUCUCACCAAACUCGAGAUGUGACUUUCCACCCCGACGAUAUUGUAAUUAGCGAAGAUGUAAUUAAGCGAAUCAAAAAUGCUGCUACCACCGAGGAUAAUACGAAAGAUGACGUUCGUGCCCCAGAAUCGUUCAAACCGCAGUAUAGCCUAGGUUUAAAACAUGAACUAGAAGAGGCAGAAAGAAGAUACGAAAAGCUCCUGCAACUAUUAGAAAAACGUAAUGAACAACUGUUCAACGAGGCUGCAGAAGAAUAUACACGGACAGUUGAGCGUUUAGAAAACAAGUACAUGAGACCUACUCCUGGGGGGUGUUGUGCUGCAGCUGAACAAAGAGUCGAAGAUUGUUAUAAGCAGAAUCCUGGAAGAAUACUUUUGUGUUCCAAACUUGUUUCAGAGUAUGAUCGUUGUGUGCAAAAUUUCCUUGUCACUAUGUCUAGGAAAGUGUCAAAUGCUGCCUGA